Molecule: messenger RNA, 1203 nt
Organism: Sebastes umbrosus (honeycomb rockfish)
Lineage: Eukaryota; Metazoa; Chordata; Actinopteri; Perciformes; Sebastidae
Product: UDP-glucuronosyltransferase 2A2-like
Molecular function (GO): UDP-glycosyltransferase activity
Source: RefSeq, a predicted model, not a curated record
AGGUAUUUUGUUGGCUCACGCUCUUAAGUUACCUCUAGUGUAUAAUGCGCGGUGGAUAACUAGCGGAGAGGGACAUAUGGCUUUAGCACCUACUCCUAUAUCUUAUAUCCCAAUGACCGGCUCAGGACUGACAGACAAAAUGACUUUCACAGAAAGAGUUAAACUAAUUUUCUUCCUCAUUUUGUACGCUCAGGAUGAGUUUUUAAUCCGUCCUCAGUAUCAAGCUGUUUGUGAUCACUUCUUUGGCCCAGAAAUCAGAUACAGUGACUUACUACAGGGAGCAGACCUGUGGCUGAUGAGAGUGGACUUUGUGUUUGAGUUCCCUCGGCCCACUAUGCCUAAUGUUGUCUAUAUUGGCGGGUUCCAGUGUAAACCUGCCAAACCUCUUCCUGAACACCUGGAAGUGUUUGUGCAGAGUUCUGGAGAGCACGGGGUCAUCAUCAUGUCUCUGGGGACUUUGGUGAAUGAACUUCCGGCUGAUAUAACAAAUGAGAUCGCUGCAGCUUUUGCUAAAUUACCCCAGAAAGUCAUUUGGAGGCAUAAAGGUGCCAGACCAGCCACUCUGGGCAACAACACUUUAAUAGUAGACUGGAUGCCACAGAAUGACCUCCUAGGACAUCCCAAGAUGAAACUGUUUGUGGCUCAUGGAGGAACAAACGGCGUCCAAGAAGCAAUCUACCACGGAGUCCCAGUUGUGGGUCUGCCCUUGUUUUUCGACCAACACGACAACCUGCUGCGUCUGAAAGACAGAGGAGCGGCCAAGGUUCUCACCUUAGCUGCAGUGGACAAAGACAACAACUUCCUGAAGGCCAUACAGGAAGUCCUGAAUGAGCCCUCCUAUAGGAUGAACAUGCAGAGACUCUCCAGGCUGCACAGAGAUCUGCCAAUGAAGCCGCUGGAUACCGCCCUCUUCUGGAUAGACUUUGUUAUCAGACACAAAGGUGCAGCUCACCUGAAAGCUGAGGCCUACAGACUGCCCUGGUAUACCUACCACUCUGUUGAUGUGUUUUUGUUCCUGGCUGGAGCUGUGCUGCUCGUGCUUUUAACUAUUUUCAUUUCCAUAAGGUGUUUAUACACUAUAAUGUGUAAACGUAAAGUCAAACGGGACUAAUCAUUCAACGUCGUGUCAAGAGGGUAACACGCAAAUUGCAUAACUCUCACGAAGAUGGUUAAGGUUAGGCAUUGACUUUGAAUGGUUAAGGU